Eucalyptus grandis is the source of this 1596-nucleotide messenger RNA. Its product is annotated as mitochondrial adenine nucleotide transporter ADNT1. The coding region runs from base 260 to 1324 and encodes 354 amino acids. The transcript is spliced from 8 exons. The record is from RefSeq and is a predicted model, not a curated record. Gene Ontology annotation, biological process: transmembrane transport. NCBI's taxonomy places the organism in Eukaryota, Viridiplantae, Streptophyta, Magnoliopsida, Myrtales, Myrtaceae.
ACUCCCAGUCGCGCACACACACCGAGCUCGAAAAGCUGUUUGCUGUUGAGGCCUCGCUUUCGCCGCCGCCGCCGCCGCCGCCGCCGCCGCCGGAUCCUCUAACUGAUGCGGCCGCGCCGCCCUCAGUGAUCGCCCGGAGAUCCCCGAUCCAGAUCGUUCAGUUCCCCCGGAGCCGCGUUCCCUUUUUCUCCGUUCGGCAGGGCGUUUCUAGAGCGUUCUUUUGCCCCGGUCGGGUGCGUCGGGGUUCCGGUGAAUUCAAAUGGCUUCCGAGGACGUGAAGGCGAGCGAGAAGGCGGUGUCGACGAUCGUGAACCUCGCGGAGGAGGCGAAGCUGGCCAGGGAAGGCGUGAAGGCCCCCAGCUACGCCGUCCUCAGCAUCUGCAAGUCCCUCGUCGCCGGUGGCGUCGCCGGAGGAGUGUCACGCACUGCCGUUGCUCCAUUAGAAAGGUUGAAGAUAUUGCUGCAGGUUCAAAAUCCCCAUAGCAUAAAGUACAAUGGUACAGUUCAAGGCUUAAAAUAUAUAUGGAGAACUGAGGGCUUCCGUGGACUGUUCAAAGGCAAUGGUACCAAUUGUGCUCGUAUUGUUCCAAACUCUGCAGUCAAGUUCUUCAGCUAUGAGCAAGCUUCCAAGGGAAUAUUGUUGUUGUAUCAGCAGCAGACUGGCAAUGAAGAUGCUCAACUCACUCCCCUUCUACGUCUUGGGGCUGGGGCAUGCGCUGGAAUAAUUGCAAUGUCUGCCACUUACCCCAUGGACUUGGUACGAGGCAGGCUAACUGUACAGACAGAGAACUCCCCUUAUCAGUAUAGAGGAAUGUUUCAUGCACUGUCAUCAGUGCUCCGUGAAGAAGGUCCGCGGGCCUUAUACAAGGGGUGGCUGCCUUCUGUCAUUGGAGUGAUUCCUUACGUAGGUCUCAACUUUGCUGUAUACGAAUCUCUGAAGGAAUGGUUAAUAAAGAACAGACCAUUUGGACUAAUGGAGGACUCUGAGUUGAGUGUCACUACAAGGCUUGCCUGUGGAGCUGUUGCAGGAACUGUUGGUCAAACAGUGGCUUACCCUCUGGAUGUGAUACGCAGAAGAAUGCAAAUGGUGGGGUGGAAUAAUGCUUCUUCCAUAGUAACAGGUGACGGAAGAGCUAAGGCUGCUCUUGAAUACAAUGGCAUGGUUGAUGCAUUCAGGAAAACUGUGAAGUAUGAGGGCUUUGGAGCAUUGUAUAAGGGUUUGGUUCCAAAUUCUGUCAAGGUAGUUCCAUCCAUCGCCAUCGCAUUUGUGACGUAUGAGAUGGUCAAGGAUAUAUUAGGAGUUGAAAUCAGAAUAUCAGAUUGAACUUUGGAGCAUUCUCUGGUGUCCGUCAAAAGUGUGGUAUUUUUGUAGGGCAGGGUUAGAAAAAAGGGUGGAGGUUGCUCUAUUCUUCUCUCUAAAAGUAAGUCUAGAAUAUGUAAUCCAGCUCUGAUAAUUGCUCCCCCUUUGUUCUCGUAUUGAUGUCUUGUUGUGAACUUGCUGUAGCUGUUGGCUUCUCAUUCAUGUGUUGUGUCAAUAAGUAUGUAGGAGGAAUAAGGCAAGAAAUACAGUUCAAUGGCUUUUGAUGCUGUGUGAAA